AUGGAACCAGAGCCGUCCCUUGGCGCUCUCCUCAAGGCUAUCCAAGCCCUCUCCACACAAGUCAGGUCCCUCCAGGACCAAAUCAAAUCCCAGGGCAAGCAAAUCACCCAGCUUGCUGCCCUAUGUAAGGAAACCAACAACAUUGUUGGAGACUCGGCUCAGGGCGGAACCCAAGCCAAGCCUGGCCCAGCGACUGGGCCUACCACUCCUCCUACCCACACAGGGGGAGAAGCCAACACUCCAGGCACGGUUAGGCCUGGACUCAAAGCCCCUUUCAGGCCAUCCAGGGGAACAGGAUUCGAUUUGGAGGAAGAGGAAGAGCCAAGACGCCCCAAAAGGGAGCCUCAGGGAACGCCUGCUAGACAUUUAGGGUCCCUCACCCCUUUUGACGCAGGGUCUAGCGUGAAGCGGCCCAAGAUGGACCUCCCCGACCCCUACAAGGGAGACACUAGGGGGCGUAAAGCCACUCAGUGGCUGGAUAGGAUGAUGCUCUGGGUUGCCCUACAUAGGGACCAAUUUGAUGAAGAGGAGCAGAUGGUCGUGUGGAUUCUUUACCACAUGACAGACAAGGCCGCAGAUUGGGCCCUCCCUAUCAUCGGCACAAUCAUCAAGGGCGAGGGAAAUCCCCCCACCACCAUCCAAGCCUUGACGGCUAAGUUCAAAGAAGCCUUUGCCAAUCCAGACGCAAAGAGGGCAGCCGCCAGGAAGAUUGCCGCGCUUACUCAGACAACCACUACGUCUGAGUAUGUCACUGAAUUCCGCAACCUCAUGGCGGAACUUGACUGGAAUACAGAGGCAUACAUUGCCCAAUUCACGCGCGGCCUUCAUUGGAAGGUCAAAGAGCUCCUGUCCACCAAGGACAAUAUCCCCGACAACAACCUUGAGGCCAUAUUUGCCGCCUCAGUCAAAAUAGACAACAUUUGUUGGGAAAACAAGGAGAACCGCCCCAAAAAGGUUCCCACCAAGGCCCCGGUCACCGCGACCACCUCUACCUCCACCACUACCACCAGGGUCUGCCUAUCCGAGGACCCCAAUUAUGUAACACCGGAAGAAAGGGAUUGCCGCCGCGCGUCUGGCCUCUGCGUCAAGUGCGGUCAAAAAGGGCACGGGAUUAAACAGUGUCCCAACGGCUGGAAGGCAUCCAUCAAAGAGGUGGCCAAGGUUGCGGAGGACAAGUUGGGAAAAGAGUAG
Rhizoctonia solani is the source of this 1191-nucleotide messenger RNA. RefSeq names its product Retrotransposon-derived protein PEG10. The record is from RefSeq and is a predicted model, not a curated record. NCBI's taxonomy places the organism in Eukaryota, Fungi, Basidiomycota, Agaricomycetes, Cantharellales, Ceratobasidiaceae. The coding region runs from base 1 to 1191 and encodes 396 amino acids. Gene Ontology annotation, molecular function: zinc ion binding; nucleic acid binding. The transcript has a single exon.